ACAUUCUGAAUUCAAUUCUGAUUCUGAUAGAGAAACAACAUUACACUUUGAGGCUCUCUGCCCACUGCUCUGCAACCCCACCACACCAUACACCAUUCUCUUUUUCUCUCUCUCUCUAGACUCUCUCUAUAAUCUCUCUAGAGACUAGAGAGAAUAGAAUUUUAGUAUCCCAACGUGUGAGACUCUACACUCUCUCCUAUAGAUACACCAAAAAGAUUACAUUUUGCUCCUUGUUUUCUACUAUUUCAAUGUUUCUUCUUCUCCAAACCCAACAUUGAAAGUUUUUACCUUUCCAACUAUUUUCUUCAUUCUCACAUCCCAUCCCUUAUACUGUCUUGUUUGUUCCCCUCCAUCACUACUUUUUUUCUCUCUCAUUAUAAAUACCUAUUGAGGGAAUUUCUACAAGGUUAUUACUUUCUUUCUUUUUUGGCAAAGUUUCACACUUUACCUAAAUGGGUUUGUUGGAGAAGUUGGAAUGGGCUAAUGCUUAUGGAAUGAAGCAUUGUAGAGGCUUGUUUUGGAGGAUGAGGGCUGCAGUGAAGAGGGCUUUGAAGAAUGGGAAAAGACAGAGGCUCAUGUUUCAAUAUGAUCCUUCUAGUUAUGCACUUAACUUUGAUGAUGGAGGUGGUUCAUGUUCUCACCUUAGAGAUACUACGGUGAAGAAAUUCAUUGAUGAAGAUGAAGAUGGACAAGUUCAUGAGCUCAAAGACAUUGAUAACACAAUCUGGGUUUAUGUCAUUUGGGUCAAGAUUAAGUAAUUAUUAUAUCUCAAUGUUAGUUGAGGCAGAUUUGUUUUUUUAAUAUGUUUGGUAAUUUAUGUUCUUUGUAUGUUUCUAGUUUAGUACUGUAAUAUGAAAAACAUUGGCACUUUUUUUA
Messenger RNA from Vicia villosa (hairy vetch), 876 nucleotides. RefSeq lists its product as uncharacterized. The record is from RefSeq and is a predicted model, not a curated record. Bases 453 to 758 code for a protein of 101 amino acids. The transcript has a single exon. Lineage: Eukaryota; Viridiplantae; Streptophyta; Magnoliopsida; Fabales; Fabaceae.